Molecule: messenger RNA, 1656 nt
Organism: Fusarium vanettenii 77-13-4
Lineage: Eukaryota; Fungi; Ascomycota; Sordariomycetes; Hypocreales; Nectriaceae
Exons: 7
Coding region: 185-1318 (377 amino acids)
Molecular function (GO): oxidoreductase activity
Source: RefSeq, a predicted model, not a curated record
AACGAUUUGGAUCCCACGUCUCAUUCGAUCGAUCCUUGCCUGCAAAAACGGCCAGUGCUACCGGUAUAAGUACUGCACCUGCCCUCAGUGAUUCACCGCCGACACUUCGACUCAAUCCAAACCUCGAUACCCUCGAGAUCGUCUUUUCUUCUCCCCAAACCAACCUUCGUUAAAAUCAAUCACCAUGGCUCUUCCUAUGGCACCACCCCCCAAGAGCCCCUUGGGCCACUACCGACUCUUAUCGCCGUCGGCUGCGGUGCGAGUCUCCCCCCUCUGUCUGGGUACCAUGAACUUUGGCAAUGCCUGGAAGGACUACAUGGGAGAAUGCGAUCAAUCAACCACCGAGGCAAUUCUUGACUUUUUCUAUGAGCAGGGAGGAAACUUUCUUGACACUGCCAACAACUACCAUUUCCAGGAGUCUGAGAAAUGGGUGGGAGAGUGGAUGAAGAAGCGCGGAGUCCGCGAUGAGAUGGUCGUCGCUACCAAGUAUACGACCAACUUCCGGGCUGGUCCUAAGGGUCCCAACGUCAUGGCCAACUUCACCGGCAACGGCACCAAGAGUCUCGUCACUUCAGUCAACAGCAGCCUGAAGAACCUUCAAACUGACUACAUUGAUCUGCUCUAUGUUCACUGGUGGGACUACAGCACCAGUAUUCCUGAGUUGAUGCAGUCGCUCAACCAACUGGUUCUUUCUGGCAAGGUGUUGUACCUGGGCAUCAGUGACACCCCAGCCUGGGUUGUGAGCAAGGCGAACGAGUACGCUCGCAACAACGGCCUGCGCCAGUUCUCAGUGUACCAAGGCCGCUGGUCCGCGGCUUCUCGAGACUUUGAGCGAGAAAUCAUCCCAAUGUGCAGAGCUGAAGGCAUGGGAAUUGCCCCUUGGGGUGCCCUCGGUGGCGGCAAGUUCAAGACCGAGGAACAGCGCAAGGCCCAGGAAGGGCGAAAGGUGGAGGCGAGUCAAGGAGAGAUCAAGACCAGUCAGGUGCUGGAAUCGAUCGCUGACCGUAAGAACUCGCUCAUCACCAGCGUUGCCCUUGCAUAUGUGAUGCACAAGACACCCUACGUCUUCCCAAUCGUGGGCGGCCGAAAGGUUGAACAUCUCAGGGGCAACAUUGAGGCUCUCACUCUCGAACUCACCGAAGAGGAUAUCAACGAGAUCGACAGUGCCGUCGAAUUCGAUCCGGGAUUCCCUCACAACUUCCUCCACCGUCCCGGACAGGUGAUUGGAGGCCAGGAUGUUUGGCUGCUCAAGAUGGGCGGCACGUUCGACAACGUCCCUCCCCCUAAGCCUAUCUCUCCAGCCAAACGAGGGGAGUAGAGUGCCCGUCUCAAGGCACCUUUUUGGAGAUGGGUACCAACCCGAUCAAUGCUGCCAACAUGGCGAGAAAGGAGCGGUGUUUGGGCGAGGAAUGUUUGGUAAAGGCCAAGCACCGCGCAAAAGAAUGAGGCCGCAAAACUUCUACGAAAGGGGGCUCGAUGGAGAAUAGCGAACGAUGGGGUCAGUGGAGGAUGACGGAGGACGACGGCAGAAAAUCCCAUCUCACUUGCCACAAAUUCUUAGGAAGUAGCUCUCGGCUCCUUUUUAAUAAAAGUAUUGAGAAUUACUUAUCUCACAAUUGAUCAGUACCAAUAAUUUGACCCUCAAGUCCUUGGUGG